This is a messenger RNA of Brachypodium distachyon (stiff brome), 978 nucleotides long. RefSeq lists its product as uncharacterized. The transcript has 5 exons. The record is from RefSeq and is a predicted model, not a curated record. The coding region runs from base 247 to 681 and encodes 144 amino acids. NCBI's taxonomy places the organism in Eukaryota, Viridiplantae, Streptophyta, Magnoliopsida, Poales, Poaceae.
AUGUCGCUUUCUUCCCCAAGAUAUCACGACGGCGCAAGAAAGAGGAAAGAAGAGAGUACGGGGGAAAAUCUCCGGGCGGCAGCCAUGGCGGCUGUGAAAGGAGGCGCCUCUUGAAACACCGAGAUCUGAUCCAAGAAAUCGCCAACAAAAGUCCAAAAAAGAAGAACAUCCAUCGUCCCUCCUCCCCCACUGCGUUAUUGAUCGGGAAAAACAACCGAAGAGGAAGGGUAUCACAAGAAAAAAAGGAUGGAAAACAUGGAUGGAGGCAUGGGUGAAAAUUUUCAAAGAUGGAGCUUCCCAUCGUUGACACCGGAUGAUGUUUUGGUAGAAAUUUUUGAUGGAUUGCAUUCCUCAUACCCGUUGCUGCCGCUACUACAGCAAGUCAUUUCACUUUCGCAAGGUCAACACCCUACAGAGGUGGAAGAAAAUGGACCCAACCCCACUCAAAAUGUGCUGCAUCCAGAUUUAAGACAAGAACCAUACACUACAAGGCAGCCUUGCCAGUUUGCACAAAAAGAUGGCAGUCGAGCCCAUGCGAUACAGCAACAAGCGAUGCCGGGUGGUAUGGACACUAUGGGCCGCCCUACGCCCACUAUAAAUGUCGGUGCUAGCACAUUGCCACCAGAGCCAAUGUUGCAUAGAUCAACUGAAGAAAAGGACAGAUGGCAGAGAAAACAAUGAAGAUAAUGAUGAUGAUGCUGGUGAUGGGAUUUCACCGCCUAAGAAACCUGAGGACAACAUGAAAUUCGACACCAUUGAAGCUGCAAAGCAACACCAUGUCAAUUAUGCAAGGUGGAACGGCUUUGGGAUAAGGAUUGACUACCAGAGACCCAUUAAAAGUGGCGAAACAAGUCAAGCCCAGUUUGUGUGCUACAAAGCGGGCAAGAACAAGAAGGCCAAGGAAGACACACUGUAACAUCCCGAUUUUCAAAACCCUUCAUAUGCAUUGCAUAUCAUAAGCAUCAUGCCACUCUUGCA